AUGCCCAUCGCAAUCGGCCUCGAAGGCUCGGCUAACAAACUGGGCGUCGGCGUGAUCCUCCACCCAACACCCACCCCUCCCUCACCCCACGAUAGCGCCCACAGCGACGAUGAGCACAACCCUUCAUCUUCCCAAAAGAGACCCCACCACCAACCAGUCCAAAUCCUCAGCAACCUCCGCCACACCUUCAACGCCCCUCCCGGCUCCGGUUUCCUCCCCAAAGACACAGCAGCCCACCACCGACGAUGGGUUGUCCGCCUCACAAAACAAGCCAUGAAGCAGGCAAAUGUGAAGAUCGAGGACAUCGACUGUAUAUGCUUCACGCAGGGACCCGGCAUGGGAGCGCCACUCUCAGCUGUAGCGAUCGCUGCGAGGAUGUUGUCACAGCUGUGGGGUAAGCCGUUAAUAGGUGUGAACCAUUGCGUUGGCCACAUUGAGAUGGGGAGGGCGGUUACUGGUGCAGACAAUCCCGUUGUGCUAUAUGUUUCAGGUGGCAAUACACAGGUCAUUGCAUACUCUGCACAACGCUAUCGGAUCUUUGGCGAGGCGUUGGAUAUUGCGGUAGGGAAUUGUUUGGAUCGCUUUGCGAGAGUGCUGGCGAUACCGAAUGAUCCGGCCCCGGGGUACAAUAUUGAGCAGUUGGCGAAGAAUGGGAAAGUGUUGGUCGAAAUACCGUAUGCUGUGAAGGGGAUGGAUGUUUCAUUCUCUGGUAUCCUAGCGCGGAUAGAGGAGUUGGCGCAUAAACUUGGUGAGGACUGGAAGGAUCCGGAGUCUGGCGAGGUCAUCACAAGAGAGGACCUAUGCUUCUCGCUACAAGAAACGGUCUUUGCUAUGUUGGUGGAAAUCACGGAGAGGGCGAUGGCGCAUGUUGGGGGUUCGCAGGUCAUGAUUGUGGGUGGUGUUGGCUGCAAUAUCAGGUUACAGGACAUGAUGGGUAUGAUGGCCGCGGAACGAGGAGGCAGCGUCUAUGCUACAGACGAACGAUUCUGUAUCGAUAACGGCAUCAUGAUUGCACAUGCUGGACUUUUGGCACAUGAGGUGGGCUUCAAGACGAAGAUGGAGGAGAGCCAAUGCACGCAGCGAUUCCGGACAGAUGAGGUUCUGAUUAAUUGGCGGGACUGA
Molecule: messenger RNA, 1122 nt
Organism: Fulvia fulva
Lineage: Eukaryota; Fungi; Ascomycota; Dothideomycetes; Mycosphaerellales; Mycosphaerellaceae
Product: tRNA N6-adenosine threonylcarbamoyltransferase
Exons: 1
Coding region: 1-1122 (373 amino acids)
Biological process (GO): tRNA threonylcarbamoyladenosine modification
Cellular component (GO): cytoplasm; EKC/KEOPS complex
Source: RefSeq, a predicted model, not a curated record